Colletotrichum orchidophilum is the source of this 1176-nucleotide messenger RNA. RefSeq lists its product as uncharacterized. The record is from RefSeq and is a predicted model, not a curated record. The coding region runs from base 1 to 1176 and encodes 391 amino acids. The transcript has a single exon. NCBI's taxonomy places the organism in Eukaryota, Fungi, Ascomycota, Sordariomycetes, Glomerellales, Glomerellaceae.
AUGGAGCUUCUUUCGCUGCUGGAUGAGGUUUCCGAAACCUCCAGUCGUCCUAAAUCUCGGACUUCGCUUGAGACCGAUCUCAAGCGCAUGCUGUCUAUCCGCACAGUUGUGUCCACUAAUUCUUCAGAGGCCGCACAAAACUCAGACCACGACACUUAUACCAAGAUCGGCGCGGGAGCUUGUGGCGCUAUCUUCUCGCUCGACGGAAGUACGACAGCAAUUAAAUUAGGCAAAGUUGCCGAUUCAAUGGAACUCUGGACCGACUACAAAAUGCACAUCAUCAUCAGGGACGCCGUUCUUAAGCAUAAAAUCAUCAACGUUUCGGUCCCAGAGAAUCGUGGCUUCAUCAAGGCGGACCACAAGAGCUUCUGGCUCAAAAACACCGCCGUUAUAGACGCCGCUAAGAAAGACAUCAACUUUCCUACCGAAGGUCUUGUGGCCGAGCGUAUUCUCCCUCUUGCAGAACCAGUCCGUAAACUUCUGAUUGAGAAGUUUUGCGCGCCAAGAAUCCGCGCCAAAGCACAUGCUGACCCUGCAAACAAAGAUUGCUUGAUUCGUCCGUAUCUUGGAUCCUUGGAGGGACGAACUUCAACUCUCUUCUUUUCACUGCGUAACUUCAAACUUCACUUGAACCAAAUAGACGAACUUGGUCUCGAUAUGGUCGAGAUCGCCAAGGACAUGGGAGAAGUUCUCGCGGUCAUGCACUGGGAGGCCAGAACUGAUGCGAGAGACGUGGAGUUUGUACUCGGAAGCUGCGCCGUGUCAAUGAGGCAUGUCCACAACGAAACCAACUUCAGAGACAUGCCGAAGCCAGCCAGAUCGAUUGCACCCGAGUCAGAGGACAUCAAGGACUUUACCCAACGCGCCACGACCCUAUGGCUGCUGGAUUUCAAUCAAGUCAGAACCAUUUCCUUAGAUGCUGCUGGAGUCGCCGUCGCUAUUGAUGCCUUCAAAGUCAAUGACCCCUACUUCCCUCGGCCGCUCCUCUCGCAUCCUCGCGCAGGACAGCUAUGGAAUGCAUUCGCUACUAGCUACCUAGACAUGUCGGUCAAUAUUCUCGGACACGGAAAGCUGCCUAUUCUGUUUCUCAAGGGUGUGAUCAACAUGCAGCGCGAGAAGAAUGCGAAGAAGGAGAGCAAGUCUCGGGAUACCUUGGACGGCGUUGCGCCUGUGUAA